This is a messenger RNA of Volvox carteri f. nagariensis, 954 nucleotides long. RefSeq lists its product as uncharacterized. The record is from RefSeq and is a predicted model, not a curated record. Gene Ontology annotation, biological process: protein phosphorylation. The annotation marks the transcript as partial. Gene Ontology annotation, molecular function: protein kinase activity; protein serine/threonine kinase activator activity; ATP binding. Lineage: Eukaryota; Viridiplantae; Chlorophyta; Chlorophyceae; Chlamydomonadales; Volvocaceae. The transcript has 7 exons.
ACCUCCACGGUCCACCGCGCCCGUUGCCUCCCCCUCGGAGCGGUGGUGGCCAUCAAGCGAUGCAACCUGGACCUCUCGGAUGCCGACCUGCAGGUGGUAAUUGAGGAGGUCGCCAUCAUGAGGCGCUACCAGCACCCCGCAGUGCUGCCGCUGCUAUGCUCCUUCGUGGCGGACAGCGAGCUGUGGCUCGUUAUGCCGUACAUGGAGGGCGGCUCCGUGGCUCACGUGAUGCGCUACGCCCACAAUGACGGCCUGGAGGAGCCCGUCAUCGCCACCAUCGCCAAGGAGGUGCUGAGGGCGCUGGAUUACCUCCACAAACAGGGCGCAAUCCACCGGGACGUCAAGGCGGGCAACAUCUUGCUGGGGGGUGACGGCACCGUGCGGUUGGGGGACUUCGGGGUCAGCGCCACCAUGGAGCGCUCCGGCAGCUGGGGGCACGACCUGAUGAGGAGGAGGACGCUGGUCGGGACGCCCUGCUGGAUGGCGCCGGAAGUCAUGGAGGAGAGCGCCUACAACGACCGGGCGGACAUCUGGUCAUUCGGCAUCACGUUGCUGGAGAUGGCCCAUGGGUCGGCGCCCUUCGCAAAGCUGCCACCCCUCAAGGUGUUGAUGUUGACGCUGCAGAACCCGCCUCCCCAGUUGGAGGACCGCGUGGGGCAGAGGACCUUCUCCAGGUCCAUGCGCGAGGUGGUGGCGAUGUGCCUCCAGAAGGACCCCAUGAGGCGCCCCUCAGCCAAGCAGCUGCUGGAGCACAGGCUGUUCCGGACCCAGGCCCGUGAUAAGGCAUAUAUCGUCAAACACCUCCUAGCAGGUGCUAGGGUGCUAGGUGCUAGGGUGCUAGGGGUAGGGGUAGGGCUGGCUGACGGGUCUUUCAUCCCGACUGAUAUAAUAGUGGGUAGAUGGGUAGGGGGUGGCUGGGUGGGUAGAAGUAGCCGGGUAGCAGGCUUUUCGUAG